This is a messenger RNA of Polypterus senegalus (gray bichir), 4364 nucleotides long. RefSeq names its product aryl hydrocarbon receptor nuclear translocator-like 2 (gene bmal2). The record is from RefSeq and is a predicted model, not a curated record. NCBI's taxonomy places the organism in Eukaryota, Metazoa, Chordata, Cladistia, Polypteriformes, Polypteridae. Gene Ontology annotation, biological process: regulation of transcription by RNA polymerase II. Gene Ontology annotation, cellular component: cytoplasm; aryl hydrocarbon receptor complex; transcription regulator complex. Gene Ontology annotation, molecular function: DNA-binding transcription factor activity, RNA polymerase II-specific; protein dimerization activity; RNA polymerase II cis-regulatory region sequence-specific DNA binding. Bases 283 to 2178 code for a protein of 631 amino acids. The transcript is spliced from 17 exons.
CUUCUGUUCUCGCGUGACUUCACUUCACUCACCCGGCGAAUUGAUCUCAAGACGCAAAUGAGGAAUAGAUUGAAGGUGGAGAAGGAUGUUCUGUUUCCGCGCCUUCAUUGUGUGUUGUGCGGAAUAAAAAAAAUAAAUAUAUAAUAAAGUCAAUUGUAAAACUCCCUCCUCCUGUUUCCAACACAGCUACCUCCCUCCUCCCCCCACCCUCGCUCUGUCUUCUUCUUCUACUCCUCCUCCUCAUGCAUUACAGUCCGGGCGCCCGGCGAACCGGCUCCUGCCAUGUCGGUGGGAAAUGCGGCGGCUGGCAUCGGUGAGACAACGAUUGGAGAGACGACAGAGGAUCAGUUGGUUUUUGGGAGCCAGGGUCCUACAACGUCUUUCUCCAGCUUAAUUUCUCCUCCUACUGCAGUUGUAUCUUCAGACUUGGUUAAGUCCAUGGUGGAGUUUCCCAGGAAACGUAAGGGCAGUACAGAUAACCAAGAAAUUGUUGAUGUGGACAUGGAAGAAUUACAAGACAAGACUGAUGGAGAAGAUCAGCACACAAAAAUGAAAUGUUUCAGAGAACCACACAGCCAGAUUGAAAAAAGAAGAAGAGAUAAAAUGAAUUAUCUGAUAGAUGAGCUCUCAGCCAUAAUCCCAACUUGUAACCCAAUGUCUCGAAAACUAGAUAAACUUAUAGUCUUGAGAAUGGCUGUGCAACAUUUAAAAUCAAUGAAAGGUGCUGGAAGUUCUUUUACUGAAGCCAGUUACAAGCCUUCAUUCUUACCAGAUGAUGAGCUUAAGCAACUUGUCCUCCGGGCUGCAGAUGGGUUCCUAUUUGUUGUUGGAUGUGAUCGAGGAAAAAUACUUUUUGUCUCAGAGUCUGUUUCCAAGGUCCUUAACUAUGGCCGUGCUGAACUAAUUGGACAGAGCCUUUUUGAUUAUGUGCAUCCAAAGGAUAUUGCCAAGGUGAAAGAACAACUUUCUGCUUCUGAUGUAUCACCACGGGAGAGACUAAUAGAUGCCAAAACUGGGUUGCAGGUACAGACAGACAUUCCAUUAGGGACAGCUCGACUGAGUUCUGGUGCUAGAAGAUCAUUUUUCUGCCGUAUGAAGUGCAACAGGGUAGGAAUGAAGUCAGAUGACAAGGAAUGUUCUCAGCCAAAUGCUUCAAAGAAAAAAGAUGCUCGAAAAUACUGCACAGUUCACUGCACUGGUUAUAUGAAGAGCUGGCCAGCCACUCAAGUUGGGAUAGAAGUCGAAAAUGAUGCAGAGAAAGAAAGCAGUAAUUUCAGCUGCCUUGUGGCUGUUGGUCGUUUACAUCCUCAUAUAAUUCCAUGUGAUAAGGGAGAGAUUAAAGUCAAACCUGCGGAGUUUGUUACCCGAUUUGCUAUAGAUGGCAAGUUUGCUUUUGUGGAUCAACGAGCUACUACCAUAUUGGGCUAUUUGCCCCAAGAACUGCUGGGAACCUCUUGCUAUGAAUACUUCCACCAGGAUGAUCUUCUGCACUUGGCUGAUAGACAUAGAAAAGUUUUGCGUAGUAAAGAGAAGAUUGAAACAAAUUACUACAAAUUUAAAACUAAAUAUGGGUCAUUUGUUACUCUUCAAAGUCGAUGGUUUAGUUUCACUAACCCCUGGACCAAAGAAGUAGAGUACAUAGUGUCCACAAACACAGUCAUAUCGUCCAGGGAAUUUUGUGAAACUUUGCCACAAUCAGGUGACUCUAAGACAUCUGAAGAAUCAAGAAACACACACUUCCCAGCAAUUCCUGGAAGCUCCAGUGGUACAGUGAUUGGUGCCGGAAGUAUUGGGACUCAGAUUGCUAGUGAACUGAUGGAUGGCAAUAGGUUAAACUCCUCACCAUCUAGUGGGAAUGCAAGCCCUUUCAGUGUAGUUCAAGACAAAUCCGCACUGUCCUUAGUUCAAACCAGCAACCAUGUGCCAAAUGGAGAAUCGGUGCACUCAGGAUGCUCUGCAAAGCCUAGUGAAGAAAGUGAUAGCCAGAAUAGCAUAUUUCCACUUGGUAAUGCUUUAUUAAAUGAGCCCUCUCAACUGGAUCUUGAUAUGGUGGUGGGACCUGGCUUACCUAGCCUUAGUAACGAUGAAACUGCAAUUGCUGUAAUCAUGAGCAUUUUAGAAUCUGAUAAUGGACUAAAUGAUGCAGUGGACUUCAAUGAAAUGCAUUGGUCUCUCUAGAGUUUUGUUUUUAAAUGAAUUUAUUAUUAUUAUUAUUAUUAUUAUUAUUAUUAUUAUUAUUAUUAUGAUUAUUAUUAUAUAAACUUAUAUUAUGGGCAAAAUGGUAAAAAAAGGACCAAACCAUCAUUUGUGAUACAAAGUGAAAUAGUUUUAUUAACUGUAUGAAUUUUUCCCUGUCACAUUUUACUAUGUUUAUCUGUAAAACUGUGUAUGCAAUUAGGGAUAUCAUUUGUCUUAAGAAGAUUGAGUAAUUUAUACCUAAUAACUGUUCAGUAGUAUAGCUGUUCUUUUCUGCUUAGUAAAUGGAGUAGAGGGAGGUUUGGGGCUAGCCAGCCUGAUAGUGGAAGGACCUAUUUAAAUUUUGUUUCAAUUACUGCAAGAAAACAAGUUAAUAGUUAAAGUCAAGAUUACUCUUACAUCACAAACAGAUUAAUCACAGUAUCAUACAGCUGAAGGUCACUGAUAAAGUGAGUGUGCUUUAGUUACUGGGAUUAAACAAUUUAGGUUAGUAGAGCAACCCAAUAAAAAAUAGGCUUAUUUUCUGUUACAGGCAGUAAAAUGGUUUUACACAAAUGCAAAAUUUCCAUACAAAGGAAAAUAAAAAUCAUUUAUUUAUUUCUUAGAGAAAUGAAAGCUGUAUUCUUGUAUUUUACUUGUUAAUUAUGGCAUUUUAGAUCUUUUUGUAAUGUUUAUUUUUUAUGAAGCAGCCUCUAUUGUGUUGAUGUGUUUUUUUGUUUAAUUUAGUAUUUCAGUAUUUAGCUUGAAUCGUGUAUUGGGUUUGCAUCCAUCUUUUUUGUGAUGCUUUGAAUUUUUUUUUUAUCUUGGUAGGGUCCUUUUUAUAAACCUCAGAAAUGCAAUUUAUUCUUUGCUUUAUUUGGAAUGUGACUUUUCUAGGUUGCGCACUGCUUCACUAUAGCAGAUAAGAGAAGGUCUAAAAAUUAGGUUAUUUACCAAAAUUUCAUUAAAGCACUCGCCUGACCUUUUUAUUACACGUUUAGAUAUUUUCCAGAAAAUAUAAAAAUAGAAUGACAUCAAUGUCUUUGCAAACAAAACUAUUUAUUGUUUGAUAAUAAAUUAUCAACAUUAUGAGAUGUUUACUUUUUUGAUACUGUAUUGUACAAAUGGGGACUGGGUAGAGAUUUGGAUUGUUUUGCUCAAUGCAUUAAUUGUAUGUAUGUUUUGCAGCUUCUCAUCAUGUGUAAAAUAGGUGAUCUUUAUGAGGAUACUUAAAAGUGACAGUUUUAUUCAUUUCAAGAGAUGUGGAUUCAUAAUUUUAUACUUGUGUUAAUUUAUCUGAAAAUCUGUUUUUAAAAUCAAUGUUAUGUUACAUUCAUAAUACAUUUCAAAUUUCUAUAAAACUGUAAAUGGAGGUUUAAAUUAUACUAAUGACAGUUAAAGUUUAAAGGUUAGCAUUAUGUAAUAAUUUUUUACCUGAAUUCUACAAAAAUCAAUUGUUUAUUAACAUGUAUUAACCUACAGGAAUUCUCAUUUUUUGUGGCUGGUAAGAAAUUAAUUAUCUUGGAUAUAAUCUGUAUAUGGAGUAUUUUCUUAAUUGGAAUCUUAGUACAUACUCUCAUUUGCUCCUCACAAAACUAAACAUUGUGGUCUUUUUUGAUAGAGUUGUCUUUUGUAUUUUUCUUUCACUAGUUUUAGCAUGAAAGUGAAUACAGUAUCCCAUUUACUGUUUUUAAUGUUUGGAAGAUAGUUUCUUUAGAAGUUGUAACACAUAUUAAGAUUUGAAGUACACACUAAAGUUAACACAGUGACCUUCAUUUUUAACCAUUUAUUUGGGUUUAUGGUGACAGUAAGCUUUUGUAGGUACAGUAAGUUCUUUGCUCAAAUUUACUUGAGAACUGUUCAAAUUUUAGAACAUUGGUUUCUUUAAAAGUGUUGAAGAUAUAAUGAAAAUUUCAAUAUACAGUAGGUAUUCAAAAUAAAAUUCAGUUUAACUGUAUUACAUUACUACACGAGUCUCGAACCAGGUCAUUGUAAACUGUCAUGCAUGUGUGAUUUGUAACUAUAUUUGGAACUUAUUAUUUUUUUCCAUGAAAGCAUUGACUGUUUUCUUGUAUAAUGUCAUUUUAUACAGGUAUUUGAAGCAUUGCCCCUAAUAUACCAUUUUGUAAAUGUUUGUGGCAACUGCAUCAUACUCAGGAUAAUAAAACUUAAAGUAUCUGUUUCUCCUA